Seminavis robusta is the source of this 1623-nucleotide messenger RNA. NCBI's taxonomy places the organism in Eukaryota, Bacillariophyta, Bacillariophyceae, Naviculales, Naviculaceae. The record is from the annotation of a GenBank genome assembly.
AUGUCUACCAAACAAGAGAAACGAGUCUCCUUCAGCGACGCUGAAUCUGAAGAACAAUCGUGUGGCUCUGAUUCGCAGCCAGGAUGUGGUGUGCUGGGCAGAUACCCUGUACUUUCUGUCCUCGCCUUUGCAGCUGCUGGAAUUGGGCUUGGACUUGGACUAAGCUAUUGGGAGCCGGAAGAUCCCCAGGACAAGGACACAGCCAUCAAGUGGGUUGGAUUGAUUGGGGACAUGUUCAUCAGAGCACUCAAGGCAGUAGUCCUGCCUCUAGUGUUUGUGAAUGUUGUUCUUUCUGUUCUGGACAUGAUGGCUGCAGGCCGCGCAUCUGCUGUCGGGUGGAAGACCAUCGGACUCUACAUGUUGACGACGCUUUGCGCAAGCAUUCUUGGCUUGAUUUCCAUUCUGAGCUUCAAGGGUCUAUUUGAAGAAGGUGAACCCGAAGGGGCCUCUCAAUCCAGGGUUCAACUAGCCUGUAGUACCGAGGACGGCAGCUACCUGUCCCAUGCUGCUGAUGGCUCAGUCGCGUGCUCUGCAAACCAUACUGAUGGUAUGAGCAACUAUUUCAUCAUCACAGAUGUUGACAACACUUUUGAGACAACCUCUUCUGGACCACAAGAUGACAUCAGCAUGAGUGACACGAUCUAUGAUGGUGUUUUCACCAAGCUUGUAACAAGCAACAUCUUUGCCUCUUUUGUGGAAGCCAACUUCGCAGCUGUGGUUAUCUUUGCCAUCGUGUUUGGAGCAGCCUUGGCCCGGGUCCUCCAAAAGAAGCAUAUCUCUGAGUCUGAGUCUGUUUUUGUCAAGUUCUUGAAGGAAGUGGAUGAUGUCCUUUUGACAUUGAUCAAUUGGGUCAUCAUGGUCACACCCUUUGCAGUGCUUUCACUCAUUGCCAAUGCCAUCGGUGCACAAGACAACCUCAAAGAAUCCUUUGAGAAUGUUGGAUAUUUGGUUGCAGCAACAAGUGUUGCCAUGAUUGGUCAAGUGUUUUUGGUUUAUGUGGGCCUCUUCGCUGCUUUUACCCGUAGCAAUCCCUUCAACUAUCUCAAGCAUCUCCUUCCAGCCCAAACCACUGCCUUUGCCUGCUCCAGCAGUGCUGCAACGAUCCCCGUGACAUUGCAAUCUGUCAAGGACACAGGCAAGGUCCCUGAUUCAGUUGCAAAGUUUGUGAUUCCAAUGGGCGCCACAAUCAACAUGGACGGCUCAGCCAUCUACUUCCCUUGUGCCUGUGUCUGGCUUGCCAUCUUGAAUGGAAUCACUCCUCAAUUCGGCGAUUACGUCUUGCUCUGUGUGCUUGCCACAAUUGGAAGUGCAGGUACUGCUCCAGUCCCUUCUGCUAGCUUGGUACUCAUCAUCACAGCCUACAACACUGUCUUUGGUACAACGGGUACCCCUGAUGGAUUCUCCUUCAUCUUGGCCAUUGAUUGGUUCAUGGAUCGUUGCCGCACAGUCACAAACGUCACAGGAGAUGCUGUUGUGGCUGGUCUGGUGGCCCAUGGCAUUGCCAACGCUGAAGAUGAUGACUCGUCUUUCAACGGCAAGAAUAUUACUGACCAUGAAGACACCUCCAACUCCCCAUGCGUCUUGCCCGCCUACGUCGAAGAGAGCCACAUUGUCGACAUUUAA